This is a messenger RNA of Chelonoidis abingdonii (Abingdon island giant tortoise), 3897 nucleotides long. RefSeq names its product tripartite motif containing 37 (gene TRIM37). The record is from RefSeq and is a predicted model, not a curated record. Gene Ontology annotation, molecular function: tumor necrosis factor receptor binding; ubiquitin protein ligase activity; ubiquitin protein ligase binding. NCBI's taxonomy places the organism in Eukaryota, Metazoa, Chordata, Testudines, Testudinidae. Gene Ontology annotation, biological process: protein autoubiquitination; aggresome assembly; protein monoubiquitination. Gene Ontology annotation, cellular component: aggresome; peroxisomal membrane; ESC/E(Z) complex.
CAGGCGGGAGGCGGGAGGCCGAGCUGAGGGAGGAGCCGGCGGCGCCCCGACCCCCUGGGCGAACAUGGCCGGUAGCUAGUGGGUCCGGGGCGCUGCGGAGGGAGCCGGGUCGGUGAGAAGCAGCCUUUCCCCCGCGGCUCCUUACGCUCUUCCCCCUCCCCCUUUCUCUCCCGCAGGGGCCGCGGCCGGGACCUGCUCCCCGGGGCGCUGGGGAGCCUCCCCGCUCCGGGCGGGCGCCGGGAGAGCCGGGGCCAUGGACGAGCAGAGCGUGGAGAGCAUUGCUGAGGUGUUCCGAUGUUUUAUUUGUAUGGAAAAGUUGCGUGAUGCACGUCUGUGUCCACAUUGUUCCAAGCUAUGUUGUUUCAGUUGCAUUCGGCGUUGGCUGACUGAACAAAGAGCUCAGUGCCCUCACUGUCGAGCCCCACUCCAGCUACGGGAACUUGUAAACUGUCGUUGGGCAGAAGAGGUUACACAGCAGCUUGACACACUUCAGCUAUGCAAUCUCACUAAGCAUGAAGAAAAUGAAAAAGACAAGUGUGAAAACCAUCAUGAAAAACUCAGUGUAUUCUGCUGGACAUGUAAGAAAUGUAUCUGUCACCAGUGUGCUCUCUGGGGAGGAAUGCAUGGAGGACAUACUUUUAAGCCACUAGCUGAAAUUUAUGAGCAACAUGUCACAAAAGUGAAUGAGGAGGUAGCAAAACUUCGGAGGAGACUUAUGGAGUUGAUCAGUCUAGUGCAAGAAGUGGAGAGGAAUGUAGAGGCAGUACGCAGCGCAAAGGAUGAACGAGUUCGGGAAAUUAGGAAUGCAGUGGAGAUGAUGAUUGCCCGAUUAGACACUCAACUGAAGAACAAGCUUAUAACACUAAUGGGUCAAAAGACAUCACUCACCCAAGAAACUGAACUUCUGGAGUCUCUGCUACAGGAAGUAGAACACCAGCUACGAUCAUGCAGUAAGAGUGAGUUGAUAUCUAAAAGCUCGGAGAUUCUGAUGAUGUUUCAGCAGGUUCACCGGAAGCCUAUGGCAUCCUUCGUCACUACUCCUGUCCCUCCAGACUUCACAAGCGAAUUAGUACCAGCCUAUGACUCAACCACCUUUGUCUUGGAAAACUUCAGUUUGGUCAAUGCUUUAAGGCAGCUCUGGGAUGGAAAUGGAGUUGUACGUGGUUACUACUUGUCUGUGUUUCUAGAGCUCUCAGCUGGAUUGCCAGAAACAUCUAAGUAUGAGUACCGUGUGGAGAUGGUUCACCAGUCCACCAAUGAUCCUGCUAAAAAUAUAAUUCGAGAGUUUGCCUCUGACUUUGAAGUUGGAGAAUGCUGGGGUUAUAACAGAUUCUUUCGAUUGGACUUGCUUGCCAAUGAAGGGUACCUGAACAGACAAAAUGACACUGUAAUUCUUAGGUUCCAGGUGCGUUCACCUACCUUCUUCCAAAAGUGCCGGGACCAACACUGGUACAUUACUCAGUUGGAAGCUGCUCAGACAAGCUACAUCCAACAAAUAAACAACCUUAAAGAGAGACUUGCAAUUGAGCUUUCCCGUACCCAAAAAUCACGAGGCAUGUCGCCUCCAGACACUCAUCUUAGCCCCCAGAAUGAUGAUGGUCCAGAAACAAGACCAAAGAAAUCUGGACCGAAUCCUGAAGUACUACUUGAGAGUGUCACCACUCCAGCAUUAGCAAGAGAUGCCAAGGAUGAUGAAGAGGAGAAAAUCCGGCAUGAAGAUUUUAAUUAUGAGCUCUCAGAUGGUGAUCUGGAUGUAGACCUUGCUGGAGAAGAUGAGGUAAACCACCUAGAUGGCAGCAGCUCCUCUGCUAGUUCAACAGCUACUAGUAACACUGAAGAGAAUGAUAUUGAUGAAGAGACUAUGUCUGGAGAAAAUGAUGUGGAAUAUAAUAGUAAUAUGGAGCUAGAAGAAGGAGAUCUCCAGGACGAUGCUGCUGCUGGAGCAUCAGGUAGUAACCAUGGCUAUGCCAAUGCAAGUGGCAGAUCUUCAAGGCGGGGAGGAAGUACUUUAGGCUCAGCAGCCAGCAGCAGUUUACUAGACAUAGAUCCCUUAAUUUUAAUGCAUUUAUUGGACCUAAAAGACAGGAAUGGGAUGGAAAAUCUGUGGGGUCUACAGCCACGUCCCCCUGCCUCACUUCUGCAGAACAGAGCAUCAUCAUACUCUCUAAAAGACCGAGACCAGCGGAGGCACCAGGCAAUGUGGCGUGUGCCACCUGACUUAAAGAUGCUGAAGAGACUCAAAACUCAGAUGGCUGAAGUUCGAAGCAAAAUGUCUGAUGUAAAAAACCAGCUGUCAGAAGUAAGAAGCAGCAAUGGCUCUUGUGAAGGGCAACCCAGCUUCCUCCCUGGUGAUCAGGGGCCUUUGGCUGCCUGUGGAACAGAAAGCUGCAGCAAGUUACAAGAAAUAGGAAUGGAGUUGCUGACAAAAUCAUCAAUUACAAGCUGUUACAUAAAGAGUUUCACAAGUAAGAAAAGUAAUUCGCCCAAAAUUACUCGUUCUGGAGCAGCAGGGAGCCUGUCUCUUCGAAGAGCAAUGGACUGUGGGGACAAUAAUCUUCGCUCAAAGGGAGACUGUCAGACUUCUUCUGAAGGAUGCAUAGGAAGCUCAAAGUCUGGCAGUAGGCAUGGCUCUCCCAGGUCCCUGACUAAUAGUAAUGCUCCUGAUGUACUGCCUAAGCCAGAGGAAAGGGAGUGCGAAGACUCAGAUUCUGAUGUGGGCAUUUCUGCUUUAAAUGGCUUAACAACUAUGGAGAAGACAAGAAAAGCUGUCGCUCUGGGGUUAAAUUCUAAAGGAUGUCAUACAGAAGGAACACAACUAACUGAUCAAGAGAACCACUCAGAAACUGGGGAGCUACAGGCCAUUCUCUCUGAAGGCACCUCAGCAGAGGCAGAGGAAGCUGGGCUAUGUCAGAAGCAUGUCCUUCACCUCCUGCCAGGCACAAGCAGCGAUAGCGACACUGAAUGUGACACAGAAAAUGAAGAGCAAGAGGAUGCCACAUCCACCUCAGAUGCGUUUAAUCAUGCCUUUGAUGUCCAGCCCUCAAGUGAAGUAUUAGAGCUGUGUUCAGUUUUUUCUGAAGGUGAUCAAAUAGGCCCUGAAGACCUCAGCUUUGGUACUGGAGAGGACAAUACAAGGUAGAGGAUUGGCUUGUUGACUGCAGAAGACUUUGAAGAGUUGGAUUAACACUAGCCUGCUUGUGUCCCUGAGAAGAGGCACACUUCAUAAUGCUUAUUUAUUCCAUCUGUAUUUUUCUCGUAGGGUGUGCAUGCACUCCACUGUGCUGAAUAUAAAAUUAUGUAGUUCUUCCAUGGCGGUUUUAAAUCUGUUCAUAGGGCAAGUUGCCCUAUGAAAACCUUUAGCAAGACUGUAUUCUUCAUGGCUUUGGCAGGUUCAAAUGCAGAUUCUGAACAAAUGUUCAAAAGGUGCUAGAGCCGUGUUCAUAUUUGUCUCCUUACCGUACAAUUGAUACAGCAGAGAAUGUGGGGGAAUAUCCUUCCCUUUUUAUUAUUAAUGGUAUGAAAUAACAUUGUAGUUAUAUUCAUAGGGAUCUAAGCUAUUUAAAGUUAGGGUGAAAGUGGCCUGCACAAGAGUUAGUUUGUGUUUUUCUUCAGACUCUAUUUUGGACCAACUGAGAACAUUGUUGCCAAACUUUUUACCACUGUGCAUUGCAUUUGAGCAGCUAAAAUGUUUUGUGAAGCUGUAAUGAAAGCUGAAUAACUGGCUGGUGAAAAAGCAUGAAUAAGUGUAUACAUGUUGAGUGUUCUUGUCUCAUCUGACUGUACUUGCUGAAACAUUUGUUUUGUAUGAAAUGUUCCUCAAUGUUUAAGUGCGUACAAAUCAUAUAGUUAAGUUUAAAACUGUUUGCACUUUUUGUUAAUAAAAUGAACAUUGAAAUA